Mobula hypostoma (lesser devil ray) is the source of this 4960-nucleotide messenger RNA. It is a transcript of the gene plpp6, whose product is annotated as phospholipid phosphatase 6. NCBI's taxonomy places the organism in Eukaryota, Metazoa, Chordata, Chondrichthyes, Myliobatiformes, Myliobatidae. The record is from RefSeq and is a predicted model, not a curated record. The coding region runs from base 91 to 945 and encodes 284 amino acids. The transcript has 2 exons. Gene Ontology annotation, molecular function: sphingosine-1-phosphate phosphatase activity.
CCCCGCUCCCGCGAGACGCGCCGGCGGGAAGAUGGCGGCGUAGCUUUGCACCCGGGGACCAAACCCCGAGCCCGGCCGCCGAUCGCAAACAUGCCGGCUCACUCUCCGAAGUCCAGGAGUCGUGAGCGGGAGACGCGCGGAGGCGGGAGGCUGGAGUUCUUAGUGCAGAGUCGGCCGCCGGGCUUUCUGCAGAGACCGGGCUUGGAGCCGCCAUCACCACGGCACCGGGCGACGCAGCUGGAAGGCCACGGCCUGCGCCGGGACUCGGGUUCCUCCUCCUCCUCCUGCCUCGCCGCCACCGCACAGUCACAGCUGCCCGAAGAAGACUGCAUGAAGUUAAACCCGUCGCUGCUCGGUAUCGCCCUGCGGUCGUUGCUGGCCAUUGACCUGUGGCUGUCCAAGCGCCUGGGUGUGUGCGCCACCGAGGACUCACCUUGGGGCAGCGCCCGGCCCAUCAUGAAGCUUAUCGAGGUGACGGGCCACGGCAUCCCUUGGAUAGCAGGCACCUUGUAUUGUCUGUGGAAGAGCGACAGUGCCGCCGGGCAGGAAGUGCUGCUCAACCUGCUCUUGGCUCUAAUCUUAGACCUGGUCCUGGUUGGAAUUGUCAAGUCAUUGGUCCGCAGGCGGCGCCCCACACACAACAGGAUGGAUAUGUUUGCUACAUUUUCUGUGGACAGAUACUCCUUCCCAUCAGGACAUGCAACAAGAGCAGCGAUGGGAGGUCGAUUUUUCCUUAAUCACUUGGUUUUAGCUGUUCCACUUCGCAUUUUGGUCGUGCUGUGGGUGUUCAUUGUGGGACUCUCAAGAGUGAUGCUAGGAAGACACAAUGUGACGGAUGUUCUUUGCGGAUUUAUCAUGGGGUAUUUACAGUUUACCCUGGUGGAAUAUAUGUGGCUGUCAUCCAAUAACCUGCAGACCUUCCUAAGAUUAUGGGGACUCAAAUAGAUAAAUAGUAGUGCAAAAUGUUUAAUUUUUAUGUAUCCAGCCAACAAAGGUACUAUAUUUUCAAUCUGAUAUGUAGAUUGACAGAGACAAAACCAGUCUUGGCUCAUGGUUUUCUAUGACUUCUGUACUUGUGUUUCACAUAAUUUCUGUUUAGCAUGAAACUUAAUCUGUAAAUUAUAUAUUUUUUUCAAAUUCAGAAAUAACAAAAAUAAAUUAAUUUUCCAUUGUUCCUUGUAAUUACUUUUCAAUUAGGUAUGUGCAAAAUAUUGUGUUUUUAAAUUGAGGUUUAACCAAAAAAUUGGGAACUAUUCUGCCUGAUUUUGCAAUAAUGUUUGUUUUUGGGUUUGUCAGAAAUUCAAACCAACUUUUUUUUCUCAACAGGACGUUGUCUUGAUCAUAUUUUUACUGCCUGUAGUGGGUUUUUUUCUGGUGCACUCCUAUCUGUUCCUUUGUAUACAUCUACUGACUGAUAACCCUCAAAAGGUAAAUGGCUGUCUAUCUGAUGUUCAUGCAAUUUUUUUUUGUAACCUGGUUUGUUUUUUCCAGAUGAUUUGCUUCCUUCUGUGACACCUUUUAAACUAUUCCCCCUCUCUGGCUGUUUUUACUUGUGCCUUUUUAUCUUUGUGUAUCAGUUUUUCUUUUUCUAUCCCACCUCUUCCAAUCUGCCAACCUCUUGCUUCGUCUCUUUUUCUUAGAGUUCUGUUCAAAGGUUUGGUUUGAGGUUUGUAGGUAUGACUAACCAAACUACUCUUCUCAUUACUUUUCUGUCCACCCACAUCUCUCCCUCUUCCUCCUCCUUCCUGCUUCCACCCCCCCCCCCCUUUUCUGUUCAUAUUGUCUUUAAGUUUCUGUCAGGAAAUGAUAAUGGUAGAUGAGGUUGCUGCAGCGAACUCUUAAAAUGUUUGAGUAGAUUACUAAGAAAUGGACUCAUUCACAUUAGGACCCCUGUAAAGUCUUGCCACUUAGUGGACCGCCACUUUAAAAACUGAAACCCAGUGAGUACUACUUUGAAUCAGAACAAUUUUCUCAUUUGGUUGCUAGAGGUUUAUUUCCGCGACUAGCGACUCAUUUAUUGUAUAAUGUACUUACAGCUUUUCCCUUAAAUGGUCAAAGUUUAACUAUGUGGAUCUUGUUCUAUUUGUCAUAUCUUGUGUGCUAGAAGAGGGAAGCCCGCAAUGUCUGGGAAUUGGCCAUCCUAAAAUAAAGCUUUCUGUCCAAGGAAUAACUAAUGCACCUUGCCCAGCUAUAGAGUGAAAAAUCACGGUGUAAAAUGUAAUAGUUCAUAACAUUCAGGAGCCUUCCCUUUUUUAUUCCUGUCCCCACAUAUGUUAGUAAAACAAAAUUUUGUGUAUGAACCCAACGAUGAUCUAAAUGUCUCUUCAUUUUAUUCAUGUAUUGCUUUUCUUCUUUAUUCAGUGAAGUAGUUGAGCCCCAGCCAGUGCCUUUAUUCUUGGCAGUUACUGUGAUCUGUUAUGAAUGGGGAAUGCUGAAUUUUAAUCAUUAUUCCUAUCAGAAUUUUUUUUUAAAAUCCUAUUAAAAUGUCUAUCCCAAAACUGCCUCUGACCAGGUAGUUUCAAAACAUAUGACACAAAUGCAGGAAAUAUUUAGGUAUAACUAUUGUGCAAAAUAUAUCUUCCUUGCAGAACCCUUUUAGUUAACUGUCAACUGUAGUAGUUCCAACACUUGGUGACCAUCUUUGACUUUACAGAACCUCAAGUCCUCCAUGUUAAUAGAGAUUCAAGAUCAGCUUCUUACUUUGAGCAUGUACAAUGUAAAAUGAUUGUUUACCUGUGGCAGUACUGAUUUUUGUAUUCGUACAACUGCUGCAUCUGUUGUUUUUCUCUGCUGAAUUACAACUUAGAGUAAAUUGAUCUUGUUUUAUUAUAUAACAGUUAUGUAUAUUUCCGCAAGACAAGCACGGCUGACAGAGCUGUAGCUCUUGUCCAUUAGAUGAGGCAGCAGGUAAUUGACUUACCCCAUAUUCACCAGCACAUCCUGCUGUGGUCAAAAAUAUUAGUUUAUAUUUUGAGAGGUUUACAGAUUUCCCAAAAUAUACUGCGGAUGUGCCAAAUAGCUAGCAAGGAAGUUGUUGCCUUCAAAUCAGUGCACAGAAUGUAUUACAAACUGUGAAGUUAAAACCUUUUUAAUAACAUGCCAAGUUAAACCUGAUGAGUUAAAAAUAUGGACUAUACCAGCAAUAUACAGAUGCAGUUACGCUCAGUGUAAGCUGCUGUGGUUUUUCUUUUUCAUACCACUUGAGUAGACUUGUUUUACACUCAGCUGAAAUACCAAUGAUCUUAUUGUGUUUGAGACUAGCUUUUGACUUUUUUUCAAGAGUAAAUGAAAAAUGUUAUGUUGACAUUGUUUUUAUAAUUAUGAUCUUCGGUAUGGCAGCUAAAGUGUUCAAUAAACAUUUUAAUAUGAAUUAUGAAGUCGACAACUGAGGGGAAAAAUGGUUCUGGUAUGUAUGAAAUAAACCUUUGGUUUUCCAUAACACAAAGCUACACUAUUGUGAACCUAGUAUUUGUGGUGUGUAGUUGUACUUGUGUACCUGUUCUGAAAUAUAGUCAUAUAUCUAAAGUAUAUUUGUGCUGUGUAAUUUAGGAAAUAAAAUGAAAGUUUUUAUGGAACAGUUAAUUACAGUAAUAAAUGCUUAUACUUAGAAAAUAAUGUUAUGUGAAAAGUUACACCUGUGUUGUAAUGCAAGAUUAUUUGAAGCUUACUAAACAAACUCUGUUUGUAGUGCUAUUGCAAAUCUCAGGAUUAGCAUUCCAUUCAAAAAUCAACCAUCCUAAUCCAAUUAUUAUUCAACCAUUCUUUUGCAGGCUGUAUGACUCUGUGAAUGUAUUUGUUGCUUUUCCAAAAAUAAACUAAUGGAAGCACAACAUUUCCUUUUUGAAUUCUGACUGAACCUGCUAUUUUACUUAGUGCCUGCAGGAAUAGAUUUGACUACUACAUUUUCCCAUCACAGUUUGGCCAAACUCCAAAUAGCUUUGAAUAGUCAUAAAUUCCAGAAUAUUUUAGACUUGGUGAACAGGCCAGUCACUAUUCUCUCAAUCUUGAAAGAACUUCAAAUAUAACUAUCAAAAUGAUAAUAAGUAUCAGUGCUGUAGUAACUUUUUUGUACAAAAAUGCAUCAUUUAUUUUUUUAAUAAUUGAUAAUUGCCCCAUCUCACGGUAUCUUGUCUUGCCUGCCCCAUUUUUGUUGUCCAAUUUUUUAGUUAGUUUUUGAUUCUACUGUGAGCUUGCUUAUUGAUUUAAAAUGCAUUCCUGUUUGCCUUCUCUUGGGUAUGAUAAUUUUUUGAAAGUGGGAAUUAUCAAAUGGAUAGUUGAUAGUCCAAAAGGGGCUUUGUAAAGAAGUUCCUCAACACAACUUUGCUUUGACUCAUUCCAAACUGAAGGGAUUAUAAUCCAAGUAUGAUGCUUUAUGAAGUUACAGGCUGGUUUUCUGGACUGGUGAAAUAGGGCCAGUCUCCUGACUUGCAUUAAUUGAUUUUCUUAUGUAGUUCCCUGAUUAGAAAAAAAAAUCCUGAGUGAUAUUAAGUGAGGUCAUAUUGGAGAGAGAUUUCUUAAAUAAAUCCGAAGUGAUAUGAAAUAAUGCAAUGCACUGAGCAAAUUGUUAAUAUGCAACAGCAAGGGGUUCUAUCCAUCUGCAAGUCUUUUCUGGGGUUGUUCUGAAUUUGGGAAGUCCUUUUUUUGUAGACUGUGGCAUCAGAAGUGAUCUGUCAAAUAAAUGUCUGCUAAUUGGUACCUCUGAUUGCAAUGUCUCAGUUAAUCAGGAGGUUAUCACUUUUUGUGGUGAAAUCAGAAGGAAAGAUUUUUUUAUAUUUGCUUGUAACAUUGUUUUCCUAGUUCUUGUUAGUUAUAAAUGAUUCCCGAUUUCAAGAAACCCCUAUUUAUCUUCUAAAAAUAGGGUAUAUUAUGGUAAUCUUUUUUAAUUGUUAAUCAUUGUUGCAACUAUGUAAAUGUAUUUACAUUUAAUUCCUAAAUUAUUUUCUACAAUAAAAAAAUGUGA